Perca fluviatilis (European perch) is the source of this 2275-nucleotide messenger RNA. RefSeq lists its product as uncharacterized. The transcript has 4 exons. The record is from RefSeq and is a predicted model, not a curated record. Lineage: Eukaryota; Metazoa; Chordata; Actinopteri; Perciformes; Percidae. Gene Ontology annotation, molecular function: GTP binding. Bases 216 to 1880 code for a protein of 554 amino acids.
CUGACAUACUGAUAUACUGUAUGAACUCUUCUCUUCUCUCUCUGCCUCCUCAGCAUCACAGACCAACAACACAGACAGUGUCUGUAGUCACCACGUCACCAAUCUUCAGGAACUUCAGAUCCAUUUCUCUGGACCUCUUCCUGGGUUGACCAGGACUUUAAACACACAGAAAAUUUACAAGGUUCUCCAUCCUCAACUCCUGGGAAGCCGUUACCAUGGCAACAAAUGCCUUGUCCAAAUAUGGGAACAUCAUUUCCACAAGUGAUUUAAUCAAACCAGGACUUCCCACUCUCUACCAACUGAAACCAAAGAAAGAUAACAUUGGAACUCUGACAAGAAUGACUCUUGGUGAAAAACAUCAUAACAAGGAAACCAAAACCAUCUUACUAGUUGGUGAAACAGGAUCAGGAAAAUCUACUCUGAUCAACGCUCUGGUCAACUACGCCAUGGGAGUGGAGUGGGAGGAUGAAGUCUGGUUUCAGAUCGUAGAGGAGGAGAAGAGAAGUCAAUCAGAAAGUCAGACAUCAGAGGUGAUCGUGUACCAGAUCUUUGGUUUUGAAGAUAAACCUCUGCCCUUCUCUCUGACCAUCAUCGAUACUCCUGGAUACGGAAGCACUGGUGGGAUCGAACAUGAUGACAUCAUCAGGCAAAGAUUAUUUGAGUUGUUCUGCUCAGAGGAUGGAGUUCAUGAGAUUAAUGCAGUGGGUCUGGUGCUGAAAGGGAGUGAGAAUCGACUGAGUGACCGUCAGAGGUACAUCUUUGAUUCAAUGAUCUCUCUGUUUGGAAAAAACAUGGAGAAGAACAUUGUUGCCCUCAUCUCACACUCAGAUGGUGUGACACCUGAAAAUGUUCUGAAAGCUCUCAAGGAUGCAAACAUUAAAUGUGCCAAAGACGAAGAUGGUGAGCCUGUUCAUUUUAUGUUCAACAACCACCAGAGCAGAGAGAAAACAAAGAAAAAUAAGGAUGCUCUAAAAGCUGCAUGGGUAAUGACAAUUAACCAUAUGGGUGAAUUUGCUGAUUUCCUGACUCAACAAUCCUACCAGAGCCUGAUGACAACUAUUAAAGUUAUGAAAUCCCAAAUUAAACUGACAGCCUGCAUCAACAACCUGCAGGAGAGAAUCAAGGAUAUUGAUCUAAAACAGAAUGAAAUCCAUCAGACUGAGGAAGCUCUGAAGAAACAUGAAGAAGAGAUGAAGAAGAAUGAGAAGUUCACUGAAGAAGUUGAUGAGCCCUACAAAGUUAAACAAAGAGUUGUAAGAGAGAGGAGGUUGUGGGCACUUAGGUUAAAUUAUGGAGGAGCUGUCUGCUGCACUGUCUGUAAGGAGAACUGUCACGAUCCAUGCCCACUGGCCUGGUAUCCAGAACAGUGUGAGGUCAUAAAAGAUGGCCGCUGCACUGUAUGUACCGGGAAGUGUCCUGCAUCAGUUCAUGUGAAGGAAGAACAAUGCAUUGACUGUGAGGGUAAGUGUUCAGAUGAAUCAAGGCAUGUCAAAACCCCCUGGAUCUAUGUUACCAAGACAAGGAAAGUUAAGACGACUCUAACGGAUAGGAAGGAGAAGUAUGAAAAGAACAAGGCAGAAAGAGAGGACAAGUCAAGCCUUUUGGAAACUCUUAAAAAAGACAUGGAAGCACUUCAGCAAGAAAAAGAUCGGUUGUUAGAAAAGUCAUUUCAGCAUGUUGUCAAACUGGAGCAGAUCGCCCUGAAUGUAAAUUCACUGUCCACUCAUGUCCAGUUGGACUUCCUGAUUGAGGAGAUGAAGGAGAAAGGAGAUGCAGUGAAGGAGAAAAAACUGCAAGAGAUGAAAAGUCAAAUGGAUAAAGAUGAAGGAAUCAAAGCAGCCCUGCGCUACAAGUUUGGUAAAGUACAAGUUGGUAUUUAAAGAAGUAGUGAUGAACUAGAUGAACAUAAUCACUGAGAGCAGACAGCUGUGUAGAAAAAAGGUUCCACACUGAUGAGCAAAUGUUUCCUUAUAGUUCUAUUAAAUGAAUCUAUUAAAUGUGAUGACAUUAAAAAUGUAAUCACCUUUUAAAUGUUAAAUGUGUAAUUCCUGUAAACAGCGCCCUCUGUGAUGUAAUAACUGUUUGUUUCAUGUUUACAGUUUUUUCCAAUUGCUUACACACUAAAAUUAAAACUUUCCCACAAUUAGCAAAACCUUAGACUCAAGGAGCAAAACUCUAGGCUAGAUCUGCACAACUGGAAGCACAUUGUCAGCUUCACACUUUUUGUAAAACAUUACACACAGUGAUUGCAAAACACUAAACACACUUGUAUGCA